AUGUCUCUACAUAAAAAAAUAAGAGAGAUUUUUUCAUCUGCGUCAUUAAAUUUUUAUAAAAGAGAAGAUGUUAUAGAAAAAGUUAACAAUUUUAUUAACUCAAAAUCAGAUAAUAUUCUCCACUUAACAGGAAACCCUGGAAGUGGUAAAACUUCACUUGCUAAAUACGUUUGUAGAAAUAAAAAGCAUAUGUUUAUUAAUGCAUACAAUGAAAAUAUAAAAAAGCUUAUUUUAUUAAAUCACAAAAAUAAAAUAUGGAUUAUUGAUGAAUUUGAUAAAGUUAAUGAUUCUAAGUUUAUAAUUAAUUACAUUAAAACACAUAAUAAAAAACUUAUAACUCUAAGUAAUUCAUUAAACAAUUUUAAAUGUUUAAAUGAAAUAAAUAUAUCUCUAAGACCAUAUACCAGUAAAGAAAUAGAAGAUAUUUUACAUUUAAAAUGUGAAGAAGUUGGAGAGAAAUUCUUAAAUGAAUUUGAGAUCAAAUUUAUAGCUAAGAUGUUUGGUAGAACAGGUGAUAUGAGGCUUGUUUUUAAUUUUAUAAGAGACAAUUACGAUAAAACUACACAAAAAAUUAUACUUAAUAAAUCUACAGAGGAUAAUAAAGAUGUUGAAGAUGUAAAUAUUCAUCAUAAAAUAAUAAAAGAAAUCGUAUUUAAGAAUUUUGACAGAAGAAAAGCUUUUAGUAUUUAUAUUGAGGAGUGUGAGAAAUUGGGUAUUCCCUAUCUAUUUAGAAAUGAUUUUUAUUCUGUGUAUGAUAUUUAUAGUUAA
This is a messenger RNA of Vairimorpha ceranae, 768 nucleotides long. Its product is annotated as cdc6-related aaa superfamily atpase. NCBI's taxonomy places the organism in Eukaryota, Fungi, Microsporidia, Nosematidae. The transcript has a single exon. The coding region runs from base 1 to 768 and encodes 255 amino acids. The record is from RefSeq and is a predicted model, not a curated record. Gene Ontology annotation, molecular function: ATP binding; ATP hydrolysis activity.